Molecule: messenger RNA, 3703 nt
Organism: Polistes dominula (European paper wasp)
Lineage: Eukaryota; Metazoa; Arthropoda; Insecta; Hymenoptera; Vespidae
Gene: kat80
Product: katanin p80
Biological process (GO): microtubule severing; microtubule depolymerization
Cellular component (GO): katanin complex
Molecular function (GO): microtubule binding
Source: RefSeq, a predicted model, not a curated record
UUAACCUUAAAAAAAAAAACCUCGAAUGAAAGAGCAACUUCGAUAUCAAAAUAAUUCGAUAUUUUUCAACGUCACUUCGCAUCGCUACUCACGGACACACAGUCAGAGAUUCAAGAAAUGAGAUACGACAGUUAAUAAAGGUGAAACGAAGAAGUUUCAUAAAAAAAAACGUCAGUUGAAAAUUAAUGGAAAUAAUAAUAAUAUCGGAAGCCGGGUUGGAUUAAAAGUUUCUCAUCAUGUCGUCAAGUUAAUGGAAAGUUUAAUUUUCGUAUUUUUAAAAGGAAUAACAUCUUCAAACGAAUAAAAAUGUUACAUUUAAAUUCGUGCAAAAACUUAUCCUACCACUACGAUCUUCAAUCUCAGACUGUUGUUCCUCCCAAAUAAGUCUUGUACAACGCAAUCUUCUUGGUCCCGGAAUAUGGCUUCGUCAACGAAGAGAUCUUGGAAAUUACAGGAUUUUGUUGCCCAUGCAUCAAAUGUUAAUUGUUUGGCAUUGGGACACAAAUCUGGUCGUGUUUUGGUCACUGGUGGCGAUGACAAAAAAGUCAACUUAUGGGCUGUUGGAAAACCUAAUUGUAUUAUGAGCCUGAGUGGUCAUACAACGUCAAUAGAAUGUGUAAGAUUUGGUCAAACAGAGGAUUUAGUAUGUGCCGGUUCUCAGACAGGGGCAUUGAAAAUUUGGGACUUGGAACAUGCUAAAUUAGCUCGUACUUUGACAGGACACAAAGCAGGAAUCAAAUGCAUGGACUUCCAUCCUUACGGGGAAUUAUUAGCAUCUGGAAGUUUGGACACUGCGAUCAAAUUGUGGGAUAUACGAAGGAAGGGUUGUAUUUUUACCUAUAAGGGACAUAAUCUGACAGUUAAUAGUUUAAAAUUUAGUCCUGAUGGACAAUGGAUCGCUAGUGCAGGAGAAGAAGGCAUGGUCAAGUUAUGGGAUUUAAGAGCGGGAAGACAACUCAGAGAAUUUUCAGAACACAGGGGACCAGCAUUAACCGUUGAAUUUCAUCCACAUGAAUUUUUGUUAGCAAGUGGAAGUGCAGACAGAACAGUUCAUUUCUGGGAUUUGGAAUCGUUUCAGCUUGUAUCUUCCACAGAACAAAAUCAUUCAUCAGGAAUAAGGUGCCUAUACUUCAGUCAAGGAGGAGAAUGUCUUUUUGCUGGUAGUCAUGAUGUUUUGAAAGUCUAUGGUUGGGAGCCAGGUAGAACAUUAGAUGCAGUUCCAACUGGCUGGGGCAAAGUACAGGAUAUAGCUGUAGCUCAAAAUCAAUUGAUCGGUGCAAGUUGCCAUACUGCAAAUGUUAUCCUUUAUGUCUGUGAUUUAAAAAAAAUAGCACCAUUAGGAGGAGUAUCGUUGUCUCCAUUUAAUCAUGGAAAUUCUUUGAGGAAAAGUUUUUCUAGAGAACGCCCACCUGAAUUGAAGAAACACACGUUAGAUGUAAGAACAAUAGAAGAAGCAGAUAAGUCAGGCACGGAUCCAGAAGAUGAAGCGACCUAUGCAGAUAUACCUAAUGUUUCUGAUUAUCAGGACAUAUUUCAGCCUAACAGAGCUCAUCCUUCACAACCACAGGUACUACAAAAUCUCUGUACAUCAAUAUCAAAUAUAAGUACAAUAGAAUCAAGCGAAAUGUCAUCUAUGCCAUCAUCAUUGUCACCAUCUCCAACGGUAACAACAUUGUCACUAACCAAACCAGUGCCAGUACGUGUUCAACCGAUAAGAUCAUCGACACCAAUCCAAAGGAAUGUUAUAACCACGACCAGUCAAAUUCGUGCUAAUUUACAAGCAAACAAUAUGCUGAACAGAUCGUCCAAAAAUUUAGCUUCUAUACCACCGCUUAAACAAAACAUUACACCUUUUCCUGGAAAAAGAGCUGCACAAGCUAAUGAAACAAUACCAUCACAGCCUUUGGGUCCACAAAGAUCUAACUCGACUUUAACACCAAGAGUUGCACCAAUGGCAGCUGUAAUACCUGUUAUGGAUGAUGGAAAAUUAAAAAGUAGAGUGCCCAGUCCAGAUUCGCCUAAGCAUUACCUAAAGCGCCAAAAUAGUUGUAGAGAAAGUGAACAAGGCUAUGAAAGUGAUUAUCCUGUACAAAUUAAUAAUAUAAGACAUAGUCCCUCCGAUCCUGCACUAAAUAGACCAAACACAGCGCAAUCAAGGUCAACGUCUUUAAAUAGAAAUUUUGCUAAUUCUGCUACACUAUCAGCCCGAAACACAACGACGACGGGAACCUCAACAUUGAAAAAGAAUAACAAAUUACAAGUACUUCCAACCCCUAAAGUGGAUUCAGUUACACAAUUAAGAUCACCAGUUGAAGAUAUUGAUAAGGAAGAAUUAGUUCCAAUAAGUGCUGAUAAACCUUAUGGUUUAGAUGUUGAAACAUUUUUACCAAAAAGUAGUUACGCAGGAUCUCCAGGAUUAGCGUAUUCGCAAAUGGGAGUAUUAGCAGAAAUGUCGGAAGCAGAAGUAUUAAAUAGUAUGAUGCGAGGACAUGAACCAAUGAUGACUGUACUCACCAGUAGACACCGUUCUUUACAAAUCGUCUAUUCCCUUUGGCAUAAUAAAGAUCUUAAGUCAGCGAUAGAUUCAGCAGUUGCAAUGAACGAUCUUGCGAUUAUCGUUGAUCUUCUGGGUAUAUUAACGUUGAAACCAACCAUCUGGAAUUUGGAUUUGUGCAAUUUACUUCUCGGGCCUAUAGCUGAACUCGUUCAAAGUAAAUUCGAAAUGUACAUAACCGUAGGUUUAUCGGCAUUGAGACUUAUUUUACGUAAUUUUGCUUCUGUAAUUAAAUCCAAUAUGGAAGCACCUCUUCACACCAUAGGCGUUGAUGUUUCACGAGAAGAACGAUAUAAUAAGUGCCUGUCUUGUUACGAAAAAUUAUCAACGAUACGUGGUAUACUUUUGAAAAAGCAAUCAGCACCAGGUAAAUUAGGAGCAACCUUUCGUGAAUUAAGUGUCCUAAUCAGGAGCCUCGAGUGACGAAAACGACAGCGUCUAAGACGUAUAUGAACUUCUAUUAUUGAACUAACAUAUUAUCAUAAUCAUCAUCAUCAUUAUCAUCAUCAUCAUCAUCAUCAUCAUUAUCAUCAUAAUCAUCAUUAUAAUAAUCAUCAUCGAUUCGCAUUUAGAGGUGGGCUGUUUAAAAGGCCAACGUAUGAAUGAGAAAGACAAUCAUCUUCUUUUGAAGAAGAAGACGAAGAAGAAGAAAGUGCCUGUUGUUUUAGUUGUUGUUGUUACUUCAGUGUAUUAACCAACUUUUCCACUGAGGUGUUUCCAAAAAAGAAGAAGAUAAAGAAAAAAAAGAAAAAAAAACAAGGCACUUGGAUUUUUCGGUCCACUUGAUAUAAAAUAUUUUCUUCCUGUGUCGGUGAUGUGAACAUAAAAAGAGAAAAAAAAACAAAAAAAAGAAAAAGAAAAAGAAAAAAAGAAAUGAAGUAACAGUAUUGAAGAAGAAGAAUUAAAUAAUGAUGGGAGUUUAAUAACUGUUAAAACUAAAUUUUGACUGAAUUAUAAUAUUGAUCGUGUAAUUAUUAUUAUUAUUCUUAUUAUUAUUAUUAUUAUUAUUAAUGUUAUUAUUAUUAUUAUUAUUAUUAUUAACGAUCAAUAUACGCGUAAAUAGUAUUUGUUAUAAUCGAUUAACACAAAAGAGAAUAAUGUGAGUGAAAGAAGAAAGGGAAGAAAUGACAACGUAAGAAAAAAAAAAAA